Molecule: messenger RNA, 1865 nt
Organism: Phodopus roborovskii (desert hamster)
Lineage: Eukaryota; Metazoa; Chordata; Mammalia; Rodentia; Cricetidae
Gene: CUNH16orf54
Product: chromosome unknown C16orf54 homolog
Exons: 2
Coding region: 168-845 (225 amino acids)
Source: RefSeq, a predicted model, not a curated record
CAGCAACAGGUGGCAGCCUCCCUUCCGCCUUCUGAAGCCAACCCUCCAGGGCCUUUCAGAGAGCUACACACACCCUCCCAGCAUGCACUGGGAAGAACGGCUCUGAAGACAGAGAAAUCCAAGAUUGACUCAAGCAGAGACAGUCCCUGCUUCACUGUGUCUCUCAGAUGCUUUCAACUCCAGGGCAGCCCUCAGGGCACACGGAGGGGCUCCCAGGGCCCACAGUGGAGACGGCCAUGUGGGAAGCACUCCCCUGCGGUCCUUGUAUUCCCAUCAUGUUGGGCCUGGCCUCUCUCACAGCCUUCUUCAUCAUAACUACUGCAGUACUGGCUGAACGCCUGUUCCGCCGCCCACACCCAGACCCCAGGCAGCAUGCACCCACCCUCGUAUGGCGUCCUGGAGGAGAGCUGUGGAUUGAGCCCACAAGCAGUGCCCGGGAGCGCUCUGAGGACUGGUAUGGCUCCUCCAUGCCCCUGCUGAUGGACAGAGCUCCAGAUCCCCCGACUCCUGGGGGAACCUUGGAGGGCAGAGCAACUGCUCCGCCAGCCCCUUCAAUCCCACACUCUUCUCCCAGCUCCUUGGUUCCCCAGACCCCACCAGAAGUCCCAGCCCAGAGCACCUUCUGGAGGCCUCAGACCCAAGAGGAGAGGCUCCAUGACACAGGCCUAGUGACCUGGGUUGAGCCUGAAAUGAGGCAAGAGGUUGGAAUGCAGGUUGGGAGCCCCAAGUCCUGGAGGAUGAGGCAAGGAAGCCUUGAGCCUGACUGGGGCCUCCAGCCUCGGGUCACCCUGGAGCAGAUCUCUGCGUUCUGGAAAAGGGAAGGCCGGACCAGUGUUGGCCUCUGAAUCCUUAGAGACUAUAAGACUAGCCUCCCACCUCAGAGUGGCUGAAAGGGGUCAGCUCAGGCCUCAGGCCUGGAUUCUACUCUAGAUGUUUCUUCUAGGCCCUGCCUAGAGUCUAGGGCCUUUUGUGUGGAAAUUUUAAUCAUUGGCACCUGGCUGGUGGGCAGGCUGAGAGUGUGGACAGGCUGUGCACCAAGGCUUGCACAAAAGUUCAGCUUUGGUUAAACUGUCCAGGUGUGGGCCUGAAGGCUUCAAGAUGGCAUGUCAGGGUACAAAUUUACCUAAGACACCAUAUCAGAAUGAAGAGGUCCUGUGUGGAAUGCUGACCAACACGGAGGAACUGGUGAUUAUGUGUCAAUCAUGUGGGCAGGAGAUGGCAGGAGACUUGCUCUCCAGAGACACAGACCCUAUCUGUGCCCAGACAGUCUCACUGACCACUGCGAAGCCCUCCAGCAAAACAGAGGCCAAGUCCAGGAGGGGUCUUUGACUGCAUACUAAUGUUGUCUCUGUCACAUGGAAUUUGCUGAGCCAAGCUGGAGUGGCCGUCUCUUGACUAGGAUUGGGACAUACUCAAAACGCAUCAACAGGCUCGUCUGUCCAUUGGCUUAUGGCUACACACAUCCUAGAACAUGAAGUUUUAUUAUUCAAUGUUAAGGAAAGCCUAGACUAAAAAGAACUGAGUUUGUUCUAUUAUGGAAUGAAGACUGUCGCAGAGAAGGGGAACUCCCCAAACUCUGCCAUCUUUCCCUCUGGUUUGCUGGAGUGGUCCCGAGAAUCAGGCUUGUUCCAAGACAGACUUACUUAUAAUGACCCAUCCCAUGGAAGCAGACCCCCCGACCCCCGGUCUCUGUGGACCCACCAGCAGUAAGAGAGCAAUGGAGUUUCCAGUCCCUGGAAAUCUGAGCUCCCAAACUUCAGUCAAGAAUACGAAGAUUUUGCCAUAUCUGUUUACCUUGUUUUAUUACUUUAUAUUUUUACUGAAGUUGGUUCACUAUUUGCUUAAUAAAUUUGUUUUAAAAGGAA